AUGGUUACGAUGUAGUGGUUGAUUUGCUUAAGCACGUUGAUUGGAGCAACGAAUGUGAGACAUUGAGGAUAACACAAGUUGUAAUAGUGGCUUUAGCGGUGACUAGUUUGACAGUAUGGAUCGUGCCUUGGAAAUAUGUGUUUAUUGUUUGUGGAUUGGGGAUGUUUAUUGUUAAUACACAAUUUGUGAAAGCCUUAACUAAGGAAAUGAGUCCUUUUAUUAUAGCAAAUUACAGAAGUUCUAUUGAGAAAUGGGAAGGUUGUUUUAAUUUUGAAAAUGGUGAGAAAACCGAAAGUAGUGGAAAUGAUGGGGAAAUUGACUCUUCAAUUGAGAAUGCUUGGGUUAAUCUAAGCAAAGAUGAAGUUGAUAAUGGCGUUGGAAGUUCUUCAAAAAAUUGA
Molecule: messenger RNA, 398 nt
Organism: Scutellospora calospora
Lineage: Eukaryota; Fungi; Glomeromycota; Glomeromycetes; Diversisporales; Gigasporaceae
Source: the annotation of a GenBank genome assembly